AUGUCUUCCAACUCUAACAACAACCAACGCCCACUCACCGCUCAAGAAGCGAGAGUCUUAAACCUCAUUGACGCUCACCUUCGUCUCCUCGUCAUCGAACCCCCUCAACCCCCAAGGAACCAACCCCCAAUUCCACGAACCACUUACGCGUAUUCCCAUCAACAACAAUCAAGAGCCGCUCAACAACCAAGAGCCGCUCAACAACCAAGAGCCGCUCAACAACCAAGAGCCGCUCAACAACCAAGAGCCGCUCAACAACCAAGAGCCGCUCAACAACCAAGAGCCGCUCAACAACCAAGAGCCGCUCAACAACCAAGAGCCGCUCAACAACCAAGAGCCGCUCAACAACCAAGAGCCGCUCAACAACCCAGGUACCACUCACGCGAAGAAGAAGUUCUCUAUCAACAAUGGCAACAACACUUGAGGACUCUCGACUCACCAACUAUGGAUGAAGAAGAUGAUGAACAGUUUGAAUAA
Molecule: messenger RNA, 477 nt
Organism: Botrytis deweyae
Lineage: Eukaryota; Fungi; Ascomycota; Leotiomycetes; Helotiales; Sclerotiniaceae
Exons: 1
Coding region: 1-477 (158 amino acids)
Source: RefSeq, a predicted model, not a curated record